GUUCCAAUUUUGUCUAAUGUCUCUUACGUUUGUACUAUUUUUUGUGAUGGAAUUUUUUCAAGUUGUUCGACUUCGAACAGAAAGUUUUGAUGAAAGGUGAAAAGUAAAGUUAUCGAUAGGUUAUGAUUAAUUUGUUCAAAAUUGUUCAGUUCAUGAAAUUUUUCUGAAACAUUCAAGAUGACUGUUUUGUUGAGCUGUAAUAUGUCACGUUUCUAAGAUAUGGAAUUAUCUGAGAACUCGGAAGCUGAUUGUAUGAAUGAAAGCAAGGGCAACGAAAAUAAAAAGGACAACUUGUCGAGAACUGGAGUUGAUAUUUUGGAGAGAACUGGUGCUUUAAAACCUGAUCAAUUCCCAAAAUUCAAUCACUUUGUCAAAUCAAACACAAAGAAAUCUAUUUCUUGUGUGGAAAGUAUUGCUCAUUCGCAUUCAGAGAGUAAAACGAAGAAGAGAGAAUUUUCUGGUGAAAUGGAAUCAAACUCUGAGGAAACAUCCCAUAAAGUUAUGAAAUUAUUUGACUUUGAUGAUGCUUCAAAUAAUAUAUGUUCUCUUGAAUCGAAGAUGAAUGCUGGAAGUUCAUCUGAAGGAAAAAACGAGGAUUCAUUAAAAGAAAACGAGAAAAUGUUAUCUGAAGAAAAAGGUGAAAAUUCAUGCGACGAAAAAAAAGAAAAUUCAUCUGAAGAAAAGAAUGAAAAUUCAGCCGAAGAAAAUAAUGAAAAUUCAGCUGAGGAAAGGAAUGGGAAUUCAUCUGAAGGAGAAAACGAAGAACAAGCGUCAUCUUCCACUGAUGGUUGUGCUCAAACCACCGCUAAUGUCGUCUCAGGAGAUUCAAUUUCCGUAGAUUGUGAACCUGUUCCGAGCACUUCUGAAGGUGAAAAAUCAUCUAAGAAUAAGCCAUCGUCAAGUGCAUCCAAAUCGUGCAAGGAGAAAAUGAAUCCUUUUAAUUUAAAUCUCGGAAGGAAAAAAAGAAUGAGUCUAGAAUUUAGCGAUGAUGAUAGUUCAGAAGAUACUAGUAGCUGUGAUAGUUCAAGCUCCUCAAGUGAUUUUCUCAGUGAGAAUGAUGAUAAUUUCGGUUUAGUAACUCACGAAGGAAUCAAUAGUGAGGAUGAACAGAAUUCUGAAACUGACGAUGAUACACCACCACCUGUGCUAAAAAAAACUCUGCCUGCUGAUAAAUUUUCUUUUCCAAAAGAAAUCUUGCUCAGACAAAUCAAUAGUGGAGAUGGUAAACGAAGGCAUUGCUCAAAUUUCGAGAGUAAAGCUUAUGGAUCCCGAAGAAUGGUUCAGCGUUUAGAAUUGUUCAAAUCUUUGAAAAAACACCAUGGUUGCGUAAACACUCUCAGCUUCAAUGAUAUCGGAAAUAUAUUGAUCAGUGCAUCUGACGAUAAACACGUUAGUUUGUGGAAUUGGGCUGAAAACAAAAAUCUGUUACAUUUUGAUAGUGGCCAUACCGCCAAUGUCUUUCAAGCAAAAUUUGUACCAAACAGCAAUGAUAGAACGUUAAUUAGCUGUGGUCAAGACAAGCAAGUUAGACAAUGUCUACUCGAUGGAUGCGGUCUGAAAAGUACCUCAAAGAUAACGAAACACGAGAAACCGGUUCACAAGAUAGCUAUGCAACCACAAAUGCCAGAUUCAUUUCUCACUGCUGGAGAAGAUGGAGUUGUUUAUUCUAUUGAUCUCAGAGACAGCGAUACGUUUAAUUCCAAAUUUUUAAAAGUUCACGGACAUCGCCUGAAUCCGAUGGCUACCAUCUGUUUGUAUAGUAUACACUGUAAUCCAGUUAAAAAUUAUGAAUUCAUCGUAGGUGGAAGUUGCGAUAAAGUUCGUCUUUACGACCAAAGAAACAUUUCAUCGAAAAGACAGAAACCCGUGAAAGAAUUUCGCGUGGGCUGUGAUUCCACAGAUCAAGAAGAAACGUUGACAACAGUAACGUGUGCUGUGUAUAACCACAAUGGCACAGAAAUCCUUGCAUCGUACAACGAUAACGAUGUAUUUUUAUUCAAUUCUAAUGAUCCUUCCAAAUAUGCAUUCCGUUACGACGGACAUCGUAAUAUCACCACAAUUAAAGGAGUGAAUUUCUUUGGGCCUCGGAGCGAAUUUGUGGUUUCAGGAUCUGACUGUGGUUACAUAUACAUUUGGGAUAAAAAAUCUGAAGCGGUUGUACAGUGGAUGAAAGGGGAUAAAGAUAUUGUCAAUUGUUUGGAACCUCAUCCUUCAUUUCCUGUACUAGCUACUAGUGGAUUAGAUUCCGAUGUAAAAAUAUGGAUGCCGUUAUCGACGGAAUGUGAAGAUAUUCCUAGCAAGAAAGAAUUUCAAAAAGUCGUGAAAAAGAAUUUGUAUUAUAAACGUAAUAACACAUUUACUACUAGUGAUCAAGCGCAAGUUGAUUUCUUUUAUUUUCUGUUUAGUGCCAGGCGAGCUUGAUUACUUUCUGUACCAAAGCAUACCUGUAUUCAUCUACGUAUACCAAUAUUUUUACUUCUUUUUUUUGUAAUUCGUGUAUUAUGUUGUUUUUUUGUAAAAAUUAAAUGUGCUUUGUCGAGCACGCGUAGAGCUUGGCAUACUGUUUUUUCAAACAACUCGUCGUAGUCAAGUUUGAAAUGUCAACUUUUUUUUGUAUAAAAUAAAGAUGUAUCGUUACUGAA
Molecule: messenger RNA, 2642 nt
Organism: Planococcus citri (citrus mealybug)
Lineage: Eukaryota; Metazoa; Arthropoda; Insecta; Hemiptera; Pseudococcidae
Product: DDB1- and CUL4-associated factor 8
Exons: 11
Coding region: 220-2421 (733 amino acids)
Cellular component (GO): Cul4-RING E3 ubiquitin ligase complex; cytoplasm
Molecular function (GO): protein binding
Source: RefSeq, a predicted model, not a curated record